AUGAUUUUUUCAUUGGAUGAGGAUUUGUGCCAUCUAAAACUAGCAGAUUCCCAAAAUGGCAUUCCAGCUAUAGCAAUUCAUGAUGAAAGCGACGACAAUUCUGAGAGAGCAACUGAAUUCUCAGCACCAUCAACUAAGGGCACCCAGCUGUCAUCAAGCACAGAACCGAUACCGUUCCAGAAUGGCCCUAAAGCUAGAAGGAGAUCAUCUGUCCUGGAAAGAUUCCCAAUUACUACACCGCCCCAUACGAGACGUGUCUCUAUAACGCCAACAUCACUGAAACCCGAUGGAAAUUUAUGGAGCGAUCAGAAGCUUAAAUCAGCACGUAAUCUUAAAGAUUUUUCACCGGUGAGGGUUUUGGGAAAGGGCGCAUAUGGAAAGGUCAUUCUCGUGAGGGACCUUACCACUUCAAAACUGUAUGCUAUGAAGCAGCUUAAAAAAGCAGAGAUAAUCUUUACAAACCAAGAAAACGUUGAUGAGAACAGUGAUGAACACAAGGAUAGUAGUGCUCUCUUCAAAAGAAUUGAAAGGACUUUCGCAGAAAGAACGAUUCUUUCCGAAUUGGAGCAUCCAAAUAUUGUAAAGUUGUUUUAUUCCUUUCACGAUAAUUCAAAACUAUAUUUAUUAUUGCAAUACAUUCCAGGUGGUGAAUUAUUCUUUCACUUGAAAGAACAUGGCACAUUGGAUGAAGAUACCGUUGCUUUUUAUGCAGCUGAGAUAAGUUGUGCAUUAAAGUUUUUACAUGAUAAAGGGAUUGUUUAUAGAGACUUGAAGCCAGAGAAUUGUCUGCUUGACCAAAAUGGUCAUUUAGUGCUAACAGAUUUUGGAUUGAGUAAAAAAAGCGUAGCCCAAAUGGAGUCAGAUGCAGGACUGAAAGAAGAUAAUAAUAUUAUGGAAUUGCAUUCUAUAAUUGGUACCCCAGAAUACUGUGCUCCCGAAAUUUUACAAGGUUUAUCGUAUACCAAAAAUUGCGACUGGUAUUCCCUCGGCUGUUUGGUAUACGAUAUGUUGGUGGGUAAGCCUCCAUAUACAGGUGCAAAUCAUAAAAUAAUUCUUUCAAAAAUUCAAAAGCAGAACGUCAAACUUCCAUAUUAUUUAAGCGAUGGCAUGAAAGAUAUGCUUGGUGCCCUGCUAAAGAAAGAGCAGGGCAAAAGAUGGGAUGUUGACAAUUACUGGAGAGUAGCGCAAAAUAAGACGACAAAGGCCAGAAAGAAAAGGAAGGCUGGCCAAGAACGUACGUCAGGAUACACAGCACAUUUUGUUUUCAGAAAGAUCAACUGGAAAAAACUAGAAAGCGGUGAAUUGCAGAAUUCUGAGUCCGGUCCCAUCGUUCCUUUGAUUACCGAUUGGGCUUUAGCUGAAAAUUUCGAUACUGAAUUCACUAGCAUGUCUUAUGAGCACGACUGCAAUGAGACCAACGAUUUAAAUAUUCCAAACGCAUCUGAUGUUUUUAAGGGCUUUAGCUAUAAGGCUAGUGGGAGUUAUUUGGAUAGAUACUUUUGA
Zygotorulaspora mrakii is the source of this 1503-nucleotide messenger RNA. It is a transcript of the gene YPK3, whose product is annotated as putative protein kinase YPK3. The transcript has a single exon. Gene Ontology annotation, biological process: protein phosphorylation. NCBI's taxonomy places the organism in Eukaryota, Fungi, Ascomycota, Saccharomycetes, Saccharomycetales, Saccharomycetaceae. Gene Ontology annotation, molecular function: protein serine/threonine kinase activity; ATP binding. The coding region runs from base 1 to 1503 and encodes 500 amino acids. The record is from RefSeq and is a predicted model, not a curated record.